UAAUUUUUCAGGAAUUUUAGUCAAUCAGCGACAGACGAAAAAAGAAAUUAGAAAUAAAAACGAAAUCUAAACGAAUUUAGCUUAAAAUUAACUUAGAAUUACGAUACUUAAGAGAGAGGUGCGCUUGCGCGAUGUGGAAAUGUGUGUACUUAAUGCCGGGAAUUUAACUUGAAACACAAAGUGUGGGCGAAAACAAGAAUCACAAAAAAAAAACAUAAAAAGAACAAUAACAAGAGAGGGAGAGGGUGAGAGACCGAGACAGAAGAGGGAGGUUUGAGUGAGAGCGAGUGAGAGGAAGAGAGAGUGUGGAACAGGUUUUUACACCUUUCCAGAUUCUAGAUUCCUCCGAUUCCCGUUUACCGUGUUUCCCAAACGAUCCAGUCAGGAGCGCACUUUGCAUAUUGGAAGUGAACAGGCAGAGUCAAAAUGGAGUCCCUCCCCCUUCUACUCCUACUGCCGUUGCUCCUCCAACUGUGGAGCACCAGCUCCAGUGCCAGCUCCAUCACCAGUUCCAGUUCCUCCAGCUCCCCGCCAGUGCCGCAACCGCCGCCAUUCCGCCAGUGCGAGACAAUCCGCAUCGAGAUGUGCCGCAAGAUCGGCUACAACGAGACCUCCAUGCCCAACCUGGUGGGCCACGAGAUGCAAGCGGAUGUGGAGUACACACUGCAGACGUUUGCGCCGCUAAUCGAGUACGAUUGCAGCUCCCAGUUGAAGCUCUUCCUGUGCGCCGCCUAUGUGCCCAUGUGCACGCCCAAGGCUCCGGUACAUGCCAUCGGUCCCUGCCGCAGCCUGUGCGAAUCGGUGCGCAUUCGGUGCCAUCCGGUGCUGCAGGGAUUCGGCUUCCCCUGGCCGCUGGCCCUGGACUGUGAUCGUUUUCCGCGUGAGAAUAACCACGAGACGAUGUGCAUGGAGGGUGAGCUGCAUCAGCCGCAGCUGGAACAGGAUCUAUAUGGUGGCUUAUCGUCGUCCCAGGGAGGAAUUGGAGGGAUAAACGGCGCCGGAAAACUUCCGCUGGACUGUUCCGGUCUGGCCAAAUCGCAUCUGUAUGUAAAACUGCCACGCUCGGGACGCUGUGCACCGCUGUGCGAAGCUGAUAUCCUGUUCACCCCCUCUGAGAAGCAUCUGGCCGAAGUGUGGGUCUCAACCUGGGCAUAUGCCGCCUUAGGACUGGCCUUGGUGGCCACCGUUUGCCUGCUGCUGGCCAGCGAUGGCAGCCGGUUGGCCAGUGCCGCCAAAUGGUCGCGUCUGUUGUCGCCGCUUAUUUGGUGCCACAACAUGGUCACCCUGGGCUGGACGGUGCGCUUUGUGGUGGGAAGAACGGGCACAGCCUGCGGCAUGGAUCCCCAGGCACCCAACGAGUCGCUGCUCAGCGUAGAUGGGCUCUCGAAUGCCUCCUGUGCAAGUGUCUUCCUGAUGCGCUACUACUUUGGCAUGGCUGCCUGUGCCUGGUGGGCUGUACUCUGCUUGGGCUGGCACCGGGAUAUACGUCGUCAUAGCCCGGAUGCCAAGGGCCAUGUGGCCAUCAUUCCAACUGCUGCUAACUCCUCCUCCUCCAAUUAUGCCAAGCGGCAGGAUCUCACGCAGAAUAACUUUGUGUGCUUUGUGGCCUGGGGACUGCCCGCCUUUCAAACGGCCGCCGUGAUUGUGGCGCGUUACGUGGACGCAGAUGAGCUGCUGGGUGCCUGCUUUGUGGGUAAUCAGUCAGACAAGGCUCUCCAGGUGCUGGUGGCCACGCCUGUCUUCUGCUAUUGGAUCUUUGGCUCUAUGAACCUUAUCUCCGGCUAUUUGGUGCACUGCCGCACCAAGGAGAUCCUUAGGAACAGCAAUGCUUUAACCCUGCAGCAACUAAGUGCCCAUGGUAGCUCAGGGAUUGGCAUCUUCCUAUUUAUGUACGGGUUGGCCUGCGCCCUGCUCCUGCUGGCCGUCAUCUAUGAGUUUGCCAACAUCGAUGUCUGGCUGGGAUCGGGCGAGACCAGCACUCCGUUGUGGCCCUUUUUGGUGCGCGCCUUUAUGGAACUGAUGCUGGGCAUUUGCUGCUUUGCCUGGAUCCUAGGACCCAGCAUCUCCAUGAUGUACAAGCGUCAGGUGGGUGGCAAUACCAAAAUGAUGAUGAAACCGGUGGCUGGAGGCGAUGCUCAGAGCAGCUCGCGUGGCUCACAUGCGGCAUGCAGCAGCACGGUUGUCUCUUACCAUUCGGUGAGACCCUCUAUGGCCAGUGCUCCCUUGGCACCGCAGCUGCAAAGUCCCUACAAGCUGAAAACAUCGCCGGGAGCAGGGUCAAUAUCCUUGAAUCAAAUGUCCAACUAUUCGCUGGGCAGAAGCAAUCAUCAGCACAGACAUCAGCAUAGACACCAUCAUCAUCAUCAGCAUCACCAUCAGCAGCAGCAGCAGGGACACCACUCGUCCUCCUCGCAUCGCCUGUAUUAUCCACCGGGAGGGAGCAGCUAUGCCUCACAGAAGCACUACUAUCCUCCCCUUCAGCAUUAUGGCGAUGAGACGCUGCUCUAGGAGCAGCUUUCUCCGUAUCAAAUGUUCCUGCUUCCACCCUAUAUAUAAUUAUAUAUAUAUCUAUGUACUGUGUAUAUAACCCCCCAGCAAAAGGAGCCUCCUCCUUGACGUUAGUUAUAUUCGUAGUAUGUCCCCAUUUCAGGGACCGGAAACAUAUCCUAUUUUUGUGUGUACUUAAUGCCCGCUAAGCUCCUAAUUGGUGUAACCAAAAUAACCCAUAAUCAAUGCGCUCUUGCCUUUAUACACAUCUUAGCCUGAUUAUAUCGCCUUUUGCGUAUAUAUAUAUACCAUUUUUAUAUAUAUAUUGAAGUAUUUUUUUGUAAGAGAGAGAGAAAGAGAAACACACAAAGCAAGGAUCUAGUGAAGUGUAAGAUCCGUAGUGUUUAAAGACCUACAAUGCUUCUUCCGCUCUCUCGGGCUUUUCCAGAGAGCCUGAAGCGUUUGGCAUUACGGAUCUUGAAGCUUAUACUGUCUGCACAAAACAAACGCAGCAACCAAAUACUGUGAUACGCAAACUGGAGCCCCGCUUUGCUGUCCUCUAUCCUCUCCCCGACGAGUGUAACAAGUGUACUUAAACUGAAACUGAAACAGAAACUGAAUUAACAACAAAUUGCAAUCGUAGCCUAGCGUAUUCAGUGUGCCAUUAGCUUUAAGGAUCACAAACAGAAUAAGUCUUAAGAGUUUCCUUGAAUUUAACUAAUAUUUUAUACAUAAAACGAACAGUAUAUGUGUGUCUUACCAUUUUUUUUAAAUAUUUGUAUUAAAUGUAACUUAUUUGCUAGCGAAUAAAGUGUCCGAAAGUUAUAAA
Molecule: messenger RNA, 3316 nt
Organism: Drosophila serrata
Lineage: Eukaryota; Metazoa; Arthropoda; Insecta; Diptera; Drosophilidae
Gene: fz4
Product: frizzled 4
Biological process (GO): non-canonical Wnt signaling pathway; canonical Wnt signaling pathway
Cellular component (GO): membrane
Molecular function (GO): Wnt-protein binding; transmembrane signaling receptor activity
Source: RefSeq, a predicted model, not a curated record